AUGGACAAUCGAAAAGCGGAAAAACUACCACCACCGCCGCCAUUACCUGCAAAAGGUGUGCCGGAAAAACUACCACCACCACCACCGCCAUUACCUCCAAAAGGUGUGCCCGAAAAAGCCGGCAGAAGUAAACGUCUUCCAAUGGCCAGGCGGGGAUUGGGUUCGAGAGGACAAAACAUCUCACUCUUGACCAACCACUUCAAAGUCUCCGUAUCAAAGACCGAUGGUUCUUUCUACCAUUACAGUGUCACGAUCAAAUACGAAGACGAUACCCCUGUCGACGCAAAAGGAGUCGGACGAAAGAUCAUUGACCAGGUCUAUGAGACCUACAACACCGAGCUUGCCGGCAAAAGAUUCGCGUACGAUGGUGAGAAAAGCUUGUUCAGUGUGGGUCCUCUGCCUCAUAACAAGCUCGAAUUUACCGUGGUCAUGUCCGAAGUGUCAUCGAGCAGUAGGGGUACUGGGAAUCAUAGUCCAGAAGCUGAUGGUAGCCCAAGUGAAAGUGAUCGCAAGAGAUCAAGAAGGCGGCCUCAUACCAAAACAUACAAAGUGGCCAUUAACUUUGCUGCCAAGAUCCCAAUGUCAGCAAUAGCAAAUGCACUUCGUGGCCAUGAGACCGAACAUUUUCAAGAGGCUGUGAGAGUUCUUGAUAUCAUGUUGAGGCAGAAUGCCGCACAAAAGGGCUGUCUUUUGGUGCGGCAGUCUUUUUUCCACAAUGAACCGAGGAACUUUGUGGACUUGGGGGGUGGUGUGGUUGGCUGUAGGGGAUUUCAUUCUAGCUUUAGGGCCACUCAAGGUGGUCUUUCUUUGAAUAUGGAUGUAUCGACUACAAUGAUUGUGAAGCCUGGGCCAGUAGUUGAAUUCCUUCUUUCAAAUCAAAAAAUUGAUCAUCCCGACAGGAUUGAUUGGGUUAAGGCAAAGAGAAUGCUGAAGAAUCUGAGGAUCAAGACAACCAACACAAAUAUGGAAUACAAGAUUUAUGGUUUGAGUGAUAUGAUAUGCAGGGAACAAACAUUCUUACUGAAACAAGGAAGAGCUGGUGGGUCAAGUGAACCACAGGAACUUAAUGUGACUGUGUAUGAGUAUUUUGUCCAACAUCGUAAUAUCCGGCUCAAGUACUCUGGGGACUAUCCUUGUGUGAAUGUUGGCAAACCAAAGCGUCCUGUUUACAUACCUAUCGAGCUAUGCACGUUGGUCUCCUUACAACGUUAUACCAAAUCCUUGUCCAAUCUACAGAGAGCCUCUCUUGUAGAAAAAUCUCGUCAGAAGCCACAAGAGAGGAUGAACGCCUUACAGCAAGCAUUCAGCAGCAGCAAGUAUUCUGCCGAUCCUCUUCUAGUAUCUUCCGGCAUUACAAUCAGCACUGACUUCACUCGAAUCCAAGGCAGAGUUUUGGCAGCUCCCAAGUUAAGAGUUGGUAAAGGGGAGGACUUUGUCCCAAGCAGAGGGCGGUGGAACUUUAAUUAUAAGCACCUGGUUGAGCCUGUAAAGCUCGAGAGGUGGAUCGUAGUGAACUUUUCUGCACGGUGUCACAUGGAAAAACUAUGCGAGGACCUGAUAAGAUGUGGGCAGAUGAAAGGCAUAUCAAUAACUCGACCUUAUGAGGUGUUUCAAGAGAGGACAGAAUAUAGAAAUGCCCCUCCUACUGUUAGGGUAGAUAAGAUGUUUGAGAUGAUCAAGGCACGACUUCCCGGAACUCCUCAGUUCAUCCUCUGCCUUUUGUCAGACAGGAAAAACUCCGAUGUUUAUGGCCCAUGGAAGAUGAAAAAUCUCUCUGAAUUCGGGAUAGUGACUCAGUGCAUUGCUCCCACACGGGUCAACGAUCAGUACCUGACGAAUGUUCUUCUGAAGAUCAAUGCCAAGCUUGGUGGCAUCAACUCACUGUUGACAAUCGAGCAUACUUCAAAUAUACCCCUCGUUUCUCAAGUCCCCACGCUGAUAAUCGGGAUGGAUGUCUCGCAUGGCUCUCCCGGUCGAUCGGAUGUUCCAUCUAUUGCUGCCGUGGUUAGUUCAAGGCAUUGGCCGCUCAUAUCUAAAUACCGAGCAGCAGUUCGUACUCAGUCGCCAAAGAUGGAGAUGGUCGAUUCCCUUUUCAAGAAAGUGUCCGAUAAUGAGGACAAAGGCAUUUUCAGGGAGGCAGUGAUGGAUUUCUACAGAAGUUCACGCAAGAAACCGGAGCAAAUUAUUAUCUUUCGGGAUGGCGUGAGUGAGUCUCAGUUCAACCAAGUUCUCAACAUCGAACUCGAGCAGAUGAUCGAGGCUUGCAAGUUUCUGGAUGAGAAAUGGGAUCCCAAAUUUAUGGUGGUCGUGGCACAAAAGAACCAUCACACGAAGUUUUUCCAGUCGAACGGCCCAGAUAAUGUUCCAGCAGGGACUGUAAUCGAUACUGGAAUAUGCCACCCGAGGAACAAUGAUUUCUACAUGUGUGCUCAUGCUGGCAUGAUUGGGACCACUCGACCGACUCAUUAUCACGUUCUGUAUGAUGAGAUUGGCUUCUCUGCAGAUGAUGUGCAGGAGCUCGUUCACUCGCUAUCCUACGUGUAUCAGAGAAGCACCACUGCCAUCUCCAUAGUUGCUCCUAUCUGCUACGCACACCUUGCGGCUGCCCAGAUGUCACAGUUUAUAAAGUUGGACGACGUUUCGGACAAAUCGAGCCAGCACAGUGGAGGGACUUCGACCGGUGGAGGAGCUUCGGUGCCCCAGCUCCCGGUUCUGCAUGAGAGGAUCACCAAUACAAUGUUCUUUUGCUGA
Striga hermonthica is the source of this 2751-nucleotide messenger RNA. Lineage: Eukaryota; Viridiplantae; Streptophyta; Magnoliopsida; Lamiales; Orobanchaceae. The record is from the annotation of a GenBank genome assembly.